CCCCACUCCAAAAACCCGAUAGGUCAUGAUGCCUUAGAAGGCACGAGCAGAGAACAAGAUUGGUUGGAAUUAGCACGCUGGGAAAUGCUACAGAUCAUUGCCAGCCGUCCCUUGAGAGACGAGCCCUCUGCUAGGGGAAGGGACGUAGUAGAAUAGGGAAUAGAUGAAGAGAAACUACUUGUGUGCCCUGUCGAAAAAAUCUGAACGAAGGGCGGAGCACGGGGGACAAAGGACCCCCAAAUUAAAACCAACCCCUGGGUGGAGUCACUAGCUUUUAAAUAGAACCACCAAACCUGACCAUCUCACAACACGCUCAAACUCUGAGUAGUGAACGUCCUUUUAAAAAAUCAGUUUUCGUAUUUUUCGUCACUCACUAAUUGGAUUAAGUGUUUGUGCUUCAGUGAUUCUGUGUUUUUGUACUUAAACCAAAAAUGUCGCGAAGUUUUUUGGUGGAUUCGCUUAUUGGCGACAAUUCGCCGCCAAGUUACCCACUUCCGUACUACGGAAGUCAGUUGCCGAACUACAUGUUCAAUUUCUUCAAUUUUGGACUGGGAUAUCAGCCAGUUAGGCCGGUUCCAAGACCCCCGACUUUGCCUGGCCCUGUUCCACUGAGCCCUCCUGCAAUAAUGGGAAUGCCUCUUAGUAGGCAGAGCCCUCCAUCGCCUCUCAAUUCUUCAGCAAGUCGCUUAUCAGACUUUUCAGGAGCUAACGAAUCACCAACACGUAGCACUACUCCAACCCCACCGCCAAAAUCACCAAAUUCAUUGAGCAGCAGUUCAAAAAGGAUUCGCACUGCAUUCACCAGCACCCAGCUUCUAGAACUGGAGCGCGAAUUCGCAGCCAAUAUGUACUUAUCUCGUCUUCGCAGGAUAGAAAUCGCGAAAAACUUGCGCUUAUCUGAAAAGCAAGUGAAAAUCUGGUUUCAGAACCGUCGGGUCAAGUACAAGAAAGAAGAUCUCCCUGCAGGUCAAAGUGCCAAGUGCUGCUGCCUGAGGACCUGUGGAAAGAAAAAAGAGGACUGCGAUGACAAAAAGUGCAACACAUCUGCUUCUGUUGAAGAGGAACUUUCUGAAGAGGACAAAGAUAAAGGCUGUGAGGACAAGAUACGAGCUUCAACGCCCGAGAAUGACAAACAAGGUAUUAAAGAGGAAUGCAAAGACUCAUCUGACUUUGUUCAAGAUCUUAGAACUUCUAAUGACUACUCGAGGUUUCCUGGGUUCUUUGAUUACCAGGAUCGGGAUCGACGAGAAAAUAUUAACGUUUGUGAUGUGAUUGGUUCUGAAAGUCGAAAACGUAGUUAUGACGCUUUUCAAAAUUCGGAAAUAGUGAAAAAGAGAAUGAUGUCUGUUGAUCCGUAUAUGACUUCUCUUAAAGAGGGUCCGAUUAUUGUGAGAACUAAUACUCACACUAAAUACACCGUUGAGAGUAUUGUGAAUUCGUAGAAUUUUUGGAAAAAUUUUUUAGUACUUUGAAAGACUAGAAAUUAUUGAUUAAUUGAAUUU
This is a messenger RNA of Cotesia glomerata, 1502 nucleotides long. Its product is annotated as GS homeobox 1-like. Gene Ontology annotation, cellular component: nucleus. NCBI's taxonomy places the organism in Eukaryota, Metazoa, Arthropoda, Insecta, Hymenoptera, Braconidae. The record is from RefSeq and is a predicted model, not a curated record. The coding region runs from base 432 to 1442 and encodes 336 amino acids. Gene Ontology annotation, molecular function: DNA-binding transcription factor activity, RNA polymerase II-specific; RNA polymerase II cis-regulatory region sequence-specific DNA binding. The transcript has 2 exons. Gene Ontology annotation, biological process: regulation of transcription by RNA polymerase II.